AUGACCAUAGUUUCAGAUGACCCCACUUGGUGGCCGAUCAUCGAUGCCAAUCGUUUUUUAAGUUAUUUUUUAGUUGCCGCCUUCGUUGGAGUGACGUAUGAUUGGGCACUUACCUUCGGACAAGAGGUUGAAUUGGUCUGGAGACAGCGCUGGUCUCUAAUGACAGUUCUGUAUCUCGGCGUGCGCUACCUUGGAAUCUUACACGCUGCCCUGAACGUGCUGGCCAGUAUUCCGACCGUCUGGCUGACAGAUACAGUGAGCUGGGUUGUGUACGUCUCAUGGAAUUGGACGGGUGUUGUGGUGUUUGCAAUGCUGUGGGUCAUCAUCAUCACUCGGUUGUAUGCCAUGUAUCAGCGAUCCAGAAAGAUACUGAUAUCUCUCAUUGUCACCUUCCUGGCCGUCAACAUCUACGACGGAGUAGUAACCACAAUUAUAACGAAGAAUAUUUUAGGAGAGGAACUCAAUCUCUCCGGCACUUAUCAGUGCUCGUUUUCCUAUACACAAGAUAUGCCACUUCUGUCUUCCAUGACUUGGAUACUCGGCACCGUGUGGGAGGUCCUCACAUUAUGUCUCGCAGUCUGGAUUGCGGUCAAACACUUCCGUGAACUGCGACAACAUUCGGCAGGAGGAAUUAUCGGGGAUUGUUUCACGGUGUUAAUGAAAACUCACAUUGUUUACUUUGCUAGCUUUAUUGCCGUCUCUUGCGUCGAGCUUGUUCUUGAUUUUUCUCCAACACUCUCAACAGAAUAUACUUUGAACACUCUACUUUAUGCUGGGUUUCUUCAGAUUUUGGAGAUCGUGCAGUUUGUGCUAGGACCACGCCUGAUUCUUAGUGUUCGAGAAUAUCACGCCAAGCUCGUGACCGAUUCGGACGCAGCAACUGGUAUGGCCUCAAUUGCUUUCCAGGAACGCGUGCAUAUAUCGACUGGCAGUAGUGUGUAA
Messenger RNA from Suillus plorans, 942 nucleotides. RefSeq lists its product as uncharacterized. The transcript has 13 exons. Lineage: Eukaryota; Fungi; Basidiomycota; Agaricomycetes; Boletales; Suillaceae. Bases 1 to 942 code for a protein of 313 amino acids. The record is from RefSeq and is a predicted model, not a curated record.